AUGUCGGACAGAGAUAGGUACGGCGACCGCGACCGAGUUCGUGACAGAGAACGGGAGAGGGACCGCGACCGAGAUCGAGACCGAGACCGAGAAAGGCGACGGGAAAAGGAAGAUCGAGAUCGCAUCCGGGACCGGAGAUCGUGGACACGAUCGCCGGAACGAACGCGAGGGAGGCACGCUCGUUCCCGCACGCGCUCGCCGGACGAUGCACGCGCCUCGCACCGGCGCCAGCGCCACCAGCGCACCCCGUCGCCUUCACCUCCGCGGAAGAGGCACCGUCAUGAGGCCGACGAGGAGAAGGAUAAGGACAGGCAGAGAGCAGCUGCCACAGCGGCUUCUGAUUUUGUGGACGGGAUUUCGAAGGAGCAGCAGCAGAAGCGAGCCGAAAAGCACAGCAACGGCGGAGAUGGAAAUGGUGACGGGAUGGCGAACGAGGAUGAGGUUGAGAUGAUGAAGAUGUUAGGGAUUCCGAUUGGUUUUGAUUCGACGAAAGGGAAGCCGGUUCCCGGCGCCGACGUGAGUGGCAUCAGGGCAGUGACCAAGCGGCAGCCCAGGCAGUACAUGAACCGCAGGGGAGGGUUCAAUCGGCCGUUGCCUGCAGAGCGUAACCGAUAG
Messenger RNA from Linum tenue, 615 nucleotides. Lineage: Eukaryota; Viridiplantae; Streptophyta; Magnoliopsida; Malpighiales; Linaceae. The record is from the annotation of a GenBank genome assembly.